Messenger RNA from Aspergillus tanneri, 804 nucleotides. Its product is annotated as cell wall mannoprotein 1 family protein. The record is from RefSeq and is a predicted model, not a curated record. Gene Ontology annotation, cellular component: extracellular region. NCBI's taxonomy places the organism in Eukaryota, Fungi, Ascomycota, Eurotiomycetes, Eurotiales, Aspergillaceae. The coding region runs from base 1 to 804 and encodes 267 amino acids. The transcript has 5 exons.
AUGCAUUUCCAUUCUGUCUUCACUCUUAUCCUCGCCCUCCUCUUCACCCUCGUCGGCACCUCUUCUGUCCUUCCCCGCGAUGCAACUGCGGUCCAGCAGGACCUCGACAAACUCUCCACGGACGUAAAGGCCCUCACCAGCGCGAUCACCUCCUACACUGGCGGUGUGAGCGGCGCACUGGAGAUUCAGAAUAAGGAGCAGACUGUGGAGGGUGAUCUCGACAAGGUGACUACCGAUGCCAAAGCGGCGAGUACAUUCACAGAGAGCGAAAGCUCGACUAUCACGAAGUCGGUGCUAGGAUUGGAGCCGGAUAUCAAGACCUCGCUUGAUACGUUGGUACAAAAGAAACAACUGAUCGUUUCCGCUGGAGUGACGGACAUCGUGAAGGGCGAUCUGCAGAAACUCAAGUCUAAGACUGAUUCGAUGUCCACUGAGCUGCAGGCCAAGGCGACAGCAACGGACAAGGACACCCUGGCAUCGAAGACGAAGGACUUGGAUGCCGCAUUUGAAAAUAAUGACCAAGCACUUAACACCACGACUAUCCCCGCUGCUGCGCUCUGCCAUCGGCAAUCUCGUGGGAGGCCGUACUUCCUGGACUGGGACAGGACUUUUCCCGACGGAUGGAACCCAUCGGAUAUGCAGUCAGCCGCUGACCGGCUCUUUUCGCGUAUGCCGGGAUCGGACCAUCCGUCGACGGAUAGGAAAUUGUAUUAUCGACGAGGCAAGGGCCAAAUUCCUGAAGAACCGCACAUAUGGACAUGGAUCGUUCUUGUUCUCAGAUGGCUAAAGGCGCUGGCCGCAUAA